Hordeum vulgare subsp. vulgare (domesticated barley) is the source of this 2383-nucleotide messenger RNA. Its product is annotated as L-type lectin-domain containing receptor kinase SIT2-like. Lineage: Eukaryota; Viridiplantae; Streptophyta; Magnoliopsida; Poales; Poaceae. Gene Ontology annotation, cellular component: plasma membrane. The coding region runs from base 125 to 2197 and encodes 690 amino acids. The transcript has 2 exons. The record is from RefSeq and is a predicted model, not a curated record. Gene Ontology annotation, biological process: protein phosphorylation. Gene Ontology annotation, molecular function: ATP binding; protein kinase activity; carbohydrate binding.
UUAGGCUACCAGAAUUCUCAUCACCACAGCUCAAAAGGGUUCUCCUGAGUCCUGACCGAACUACCGUUCAGCCUUACAGACACCCCACCCCAAGUACCUUAGCGAAGGAUAGGAUACGAGAGCCAUGUUUCUCAAGCCUUCCCACAUGGUCGCUCCGCUGGUCCUGCUCCUCAUGGCCGCCGGUCACUGCUGCCUCGAGGCCACCGGCGGCUAUGAUGGUUGGCAGUUCGUCCUCAACGGCUUCGCCGGCGCGAACCUGACGCUCGGUGGCACGAGCAUGGUCCUGCCGAACGGCCUCCUCAUGCUGACCAACGGUGCCACCAGGAAGAUGAAAGGCCAUGCCUUCCACCCGUCCCCGCUGCCGUUCGGCUCCGGGUCCAACGGCGCCGGCCCCCUGCGGUCCUUCUCGACCACCUUCGUCUUGGCCAUCUUCGGCCACGGCCGGCACGCCGACCUUAGCGUCCGCGGCCUGUCCUUUCUCAUCUCUGCGUCCUGGGAGGUGCUCUCCACUGCGUUGUCCGGUCAGCCCUUGGGCCUCAGCAACGGCAACCAGAACGCCAGCAUCUUUGCCAUGGAGUUCGACACGCUCUAUAAUGCCCAGUUCAGUGACACGAAGAACAAGUACGUCGGCGUCGACGGUGAUAGCCUGGUGUCCCUCAAUUCCGCCAACAUCGGGAACUACGAUGACGGCACCGGGCGGUUGCUAAACCUAUCUGUGAUAAGCUGGAAAGCCAUCCAAGUGUGGGUGGACUACGACAGCAAGGCAACGGUGAUCACUAUGACCAUGGCUCCCCUGGGCGUGGUCAGGCCCAAGCAGCCUAUGCUGCAGACCACCAUCGACCUCUCUGGUGUGGUGCAGAGCACGGCGUACGUCGGAUUCUCGUCGGCGAUGUGCAAUAUCACCUCCGGACACUUCAUCCUCGGCUGGAGCUUCGCGCUGCACGGCCCGGCCCCGAUACUGGACAUCUCGGUGAUGCCGGCCUUGCCAUCGGCAUGGACCAACAACAACCAAUCCAUCCCGCCACCGUCCAUGUCCAUGUCACUGAAGCUCAUGCUGGCCUUAGCAUCGGUGACACUGGUUUCGGUUGGCAUCGGAAUCUACGUCUCUGCAAGACGGCGUAUCAAUUUCUCCAAGGUGCAAGAGGACUGGGAGGUUUCGUUAGGCCCCAACCGAUUCUCUUACAAAGACUUGUUUCAUGCGACAGAGGGGUUCAGUGAGAAGAACCUACUUGGGAGGGGAGGUUUCGGAAGUGUCUAUAAGGGCGUGCUUGGCAAGCCUGACAUGGAGGUCGCAGUUAAGAGAAUGUCACAUAAUUCAAGGCAAGGGGUUAAGGAGUUCAUCGCCGAGGUGGUGAGCAUUGGUCGUCUUCGACAUCGAAAUAUCACACGAUUGUUGGGCUACUGCAGGCGUAAGGGUGAACUUCUCCUGGUUUAUGACUACAUGGAAAAUGGUAGUCUUGACAAGUACCUACACACAAGAAAUGGCCCAACUCUAUGUUGGUCCCAGAGGUAUUCAAUCAUCAAAGGUGUGGCUUCAAGCUUAUUGUAUCUACAUGAGGAAUGGGAGCAGGUCAUCAUCCACCGAGAUAUAAAGGCAAGUAAUGUACUCUUGGACAACAAGAUGAAUGGACGGUUGGGUGAUUUUGGUCUUGCAAGGAUAUAUGACCACGAAACUGCCGCUGAAACCACCCAUGUGGCUGGCACCAUGGGAUAUCUUGCGCCAGAACUCUCGCGCACCGGGAGGCCAACACCAUUCUCUGAUGUAUAUGCAUUUGGCGUGUUUCUCCUAGAGGUCACAUGUGGACGAAGGCCGAUCUUCAUUGAUGAGCAAAACAACCGGGUAUUGUUGGUUGAGAGGGUGCUUCAGCACCACCUCAACAACUCAAUGCUCGACACGGUGGAUCCACGACUCGGAGUGGAAUUCAACAUGGAGGAAGUCACCAUGGUGCUCAAAUUGGGUUUGCUAUGCACUUACCCGUUGCCCAACGCGCGGCCUAUCAUGCGGAAGGUCAUGCAAUACCUCGACCAUGAUCAAUCGCCUCCCGAUUUAUCACCGGCCUACAUAAGCUACCUCAUGAUGGUACAAAUGCAAAAUGAAGGGUUUGAUUCAGACAACAUGCCACGUUCUCGACCCACAGCGAGUGUUGCCACAUUAUCAGGAGAGUCUUCGGCGACAAUUUUGCGAGAGGGAAGAUGAAGCAUGUACCGCUGUCUUCGAUCAACGUCUCGGGGGUGGAUCCGCUUUGUACAUGGCAAGAUCCCUGUCAAUCUCCUCCGCAUACAGCUGAGGAAAGUGGAAUGUUUUUUUUUUUUGUGAUUAUUUGUAAAGAGAUAAAACCAUUGAAAGGGGCGGUGGGAGGUGACACGAGAAAAAACCAGAUGA